Molecule: messenger RNA, 2090 nt
Organism: Haliotis rufescens (red abalone)
Lineage: Eukaryota; Metazoa; Mollusca; Gastropoda; Lepetellida; Haliotidae
Exons: 4
Coding region: 156-566 (136 amino acids)
Source: RefSeq, a predicted model, not a curated record
AGAAAUAGACUAUAAAAGGUAAUAGAUGAGAGUUACCUCCCUUUGUAAAUAAACCCAGGUUUUGCGGAAAUGAUUCAAUGUUGAAAGCGAAAUAACGUUAGUCGACGUGUUUCCCAGGUAGAAGGCUUGUCUGACGAACAGGUAUUUCUUCUACAAUGGCUGCAAACGUUCUUGGGAUGGCAUUUGUCCCCUACUACAAUCACUUAAUGACGAUAUUGGAAACAAACAAGGAACUCAAGAAAACUGCCACAGGUAUAUUCAAGCAGGUGGCGUGGGGAGCUGGGGGUACCAUUGCUGGGGGUGUUGUCGGAGGACCAGUCGGUGCCAUGGUUGGAGGACUUGCAGGGUCUUUGAUGGGCUACUGUAUGAGUGAUGAGUACCAAUCAAUGAUCACGACACUGAAAGGACUGACAGAUGAGGACAAACGGCAGCUAGUCAGCCAAGUCCAAGGUGUGGUAGGAUCGUCAGGGCUGGAGGCUCUCACUCGCUUCAUAGGGGCACAGGCCCAGAGGGAAAUUCUACUCAACGUACUGAACAAGUUUACUACAGAUCUCAAAGGAGGAUAGCCAUUUGUAGAAAACAUUCAUGGACUCUUUCUUCCAUGGAUGAUGUCCAGAUAUAAGACAGCUAAUGUUCUGUAACACGUGAUACAUACCGGUAUAAUUUUCAUUCUUAUCCUAGAGGAUUUAGAUAUGCACUUUAUGUGUACAUGUAUUUUUCUUGUGUGCCAGUGACCGAAAUGAGAAAACAGCUUGUACUUAUGAUAUUUUUAUAUUUUUUUAUUUAAAUGGUAUUAAUAUUCAUGAAUAUCAUGUUGCUCUAAACACAAUGUGAAAGAGAGACCUGAAUAUGUAUGCUUUUUAACAAGGGAGGGAGUUAUUUCCCCUUGCAAAGUUUGGCCAUAUUGUGUUGGCACAUCUUCUCAUCAGAUCAUGGAUAUUAUGUUAUUAUGUAUAUCAUUUUGGUUUGUGCUCUCUUCAUCAGCCUGUUUUUAUUAACAAAAUUAGUAUAUACAUACAUGUAGAUAUGCAUUAGGACUGGGACGAGUCCAAAUUUACUUCCCGGGUACCCGCCCCCCUAUUAAUCGCCCACCCACACUAUAUUUUUAAAGAACAUUGCCUGAGAACCAAUUCUUUUAUUUUUUAAGCCUUAUGUGUACAUGUAUUCAUCCUCGUGUGCCAGAGACUGAAAUGAGAAAAAAGAUUGUACUUAUUGAUAUUUUUAUAUUCUUUAAUUAAUGUGGUAUUAAUAUUCAUGAAUAUCACGUGGCUCUAACACAAUGUGAAAGAGAGAUCUGAAAAUGUAUGCUUUUUAACAAGGGAGGGAGUUAUUUCCCCUUGCAAAGUUUAGCCAUGCUCAGCUUAAGAAAAUAAGAGAAUUGAAUCUCAGGCAAUGUUUUUUGAAAAUAUAGUGCAGGUGGGGUGUGCCUUUUUUUGGUUGUAUAAACUUGUAUGUAACCAAAUAAACAAUUGUGUACAAUCAACCUGAGAAAGGGCCUCCCUACAAAAAAUACUGGAACACAGUAUUUUACUACAGUUUGACUUUUGUGAUUUCUUUGGGGUUUUAAAAAAAUGGAAAUACAAACAAAACAUGCGGCAAACUUUAUGAUGAUGCGGGUGGUGCUUGAGAACCAAGACUAUUCUUUUCUUUUAGCCUUUUGUUGUCACAUUUUUACAUCAGACCAUGGGUAGUAUGUUAUUAUGUAUCAUAUAUAUCAUUUUGGUUUGUGCAAUCUUCAUCAGCCUGUUCAUAUUAAAGAAAAUAAUUAACACUGUCUAAGUAUAUACAUAGAUUUAGAUAUGCAUACCACCAGUAUUUUUUUUAAAUAGCAACAUUACGAUGUAGGUAUUAUACAGGUCUUGAUGUCAUAGAGCACUCCACCAUGUCACUUUUCUAUCCUAGUGUACUUAAGUAAUCCUUUGCAUACUUCUGUUUGCUGGGUGAAUUCAGGUUUUUCAGUGCAUAAUCCUUUGGAGAACUAUUGGAGAAGUACAUAACAUCCCCUCAUUGUUACAUGUAUCAUCAAUCAAGUGUAUACUGAUGCUUAUAUGUGUGUAUAAAUGAAAUAAAGUAUGGAUUGGUUGAUUUUA